AUGCCAUUAUCUUUGGCAGCCUUUUGGCGGAUCAGUGAAAGUCUGUUCAUCCUGUUCCUCGAGAAAUUAAACUAUGGCUUUCUGGUGCUCACGGCGCCAUUGAUGAAACCAUUCGUGCCAGCCUAUGUGGAUGAGAACGGACUGGCCUAUACCGACCACGCGUCCAAGUCACGAAUCAAUCAUAAAACCACACUACACCCCGACCGAGCGAACGCGAAAUCUCCGGGGUCGCGGACGGUUUGUUCUCCAGCAAAAGAUCGCAUCAUGAAAAGCAUUAAAAUAUCGGUGGAUCGCGAGGAUGUGGAGCUUUUGAAGAGACGAUGA
Molecule: messenger RNA, 324 nt
Organism: Penicillium samsonianum
Lineage: Eukaryota; Fungi; Ascomycota; Eurotiomycetes; Eurotiales; Aspergillaceae
Exons: 2
Coding region: 1-324 (107 amino acids)
Source: RefSeq, a predicted model, not a curated record